UUGCUGCAAAAAGAGUGAAGAGGUUUUCUGUUAGCGGCAAAGAGUUUUUUGUUUAGUAUUGCGAGCGUGGUAGCAAGCCAGCGAACAAAGCAGGAGAAGCACGGAAACAAGUGCAAAAAUGGGUUGUGCAAGCAGUUCGCCGCUAAUCAAUGGUGGUGGCCCCGGCGGCAUCGUGGAGUCGGCGAAGGAAACGGCCAGCAAGACUGCGAACGAUGUUUUGCAUGCUGGCGAAACUGCAAUUCACGACGUUGGAGAACACGUAAAGGACGCAAUGAAAAAUGUGACCAGUGAAAUCGAAGGAGUGUUGGGUGGUAAAACGGCAAGCAAAGAUACCAGCGAUCACAUAAACGAAAGCGAUCUUCCUCAAAUGAACGGUCACGAUCAGGACGAUUCGGAUUAUCAAAUCAUUCCCUUGAAAGACACAAAGCAAUCCAGUGUUGACGAGAGCCUGGAAAAUAUCAAGAACAGUCUGCUGAAAAAGGCACAAAGUUUCGGCGAUGACACGGAAAAAAUGGCCGACGACAUCAUCAAGGAAACGGAAGACCUAAUCCGGGACGCCGAAACGGGCAUUGAAGAUCACGGCAACGAUAUGACCACCCGCAUCACUUCCACCGCAGACGGCACAAUCGAAAUACUUAACUUAGAAGGUAAUCACACACCCACCAGCACCCCGACUCACUCAAUUGAUAGCUUAAAAACCUCUUCACCAGAACCGGAAAUCGAACGGAUAUUGGACAACGAUCCGAAAUGCCCUCCCUCGCCGGAAGCCACGAUGAACAGCCUAAUGUCCUCGUCGGAAGGGGCUGCUGCCGAGUCCGAAGCCGUCGAUUCCGCUGCAACCGUCGUCGAAGGGCAACCGCAGCAGGCCCAUGACGAAAGCAAGCGAGAAGCGUGAGUACGACACUGAUGCAAUCCAAGGCAUCGCACGCACAACCACCCUAUUUCUCCCUAUUCCUUCAUCAUCUGGUAGCGGAAUGCAACUUUAACUCCACGACAUCAGAAUUGCAGCAAUUUUUGUACAAAUUUGAAUAGUAGGUACUUUUUAGGUUGGUAGCAAUAAAUAUUUUUAAAUCACUGAACCUAGCAGAUUGCCUAAGCAGUUAUGUGUACAUACAAAAUAAAGCAUUAAAAGUUUAGUUCCCUUAUUUCAGUGCUAACAUAAUGACCAGGAAACUGUUGAUAUGAAGGUCAUGCAAUGU
Messenger RNA from Ochlerotatus camptorhynchus, 1199 nucleotides. RefSeq lists its product as uncharacterized. The record is from RefSeq and is a predicted model, not a curated record. Bases 119 to 895 code for a protein of 258 amino acids. The transcript is spliced from 2 exons. NCBI's taxonomy places the organism in Eukaryota, Metazoa, Arthropoda, Insecta, Diptera, Culicidae.